Messenger RNA from Eurypyga helias (sunbittern), 555 nucleotides. RefSeq names its product inositol-pentakisphosphate 2-kinase-like. The annotation marks the transcript as partial. The record is from RefSeq and is a predicted model, not a curated record. Gene Ontology annotation, biological process: inositol phosphate biosynthetic process. Gene Ontology annotation, molecular function: ATP binding; inositol-1,3,4,5,6-pentakisphosphate 2-kinase activity. The transcript is spliced from 7 exons. NCBI's taxonomy places the organism in Eukaryota, Metazoa, Chordata, Aves, Eurypygiformes, Eurypygidae. Gene Ontology annotation, cellular component: nucleus.
CGCUGCGUCGUGCUGCGGUUUCUGAAGUCCCCCCCAAACCAGAAUAAGACUUCAGAGGAAAUACUACAGCAUCUGCAAAACAUUGUAGACUUUGGAAAGCAUGUCAUGAAGCAGUUCUUUGGGGAGAACUACGUUCACCAUGGGGAAAUCAUUCAGCUGCCUUUAGACUUCGUAAGACAGCUCUGUUUAAAAAUUCAGCCCGAGAGGCCAGAGUCUCGCUGUGAUAAAGACAUGGACACUCUCAGCGGUUAUGCCAUGUGCCUUCCCAAUCUCACCAGGCUGCAGACCUACCGUUUUGUGGAGCACCGGCCCAUCCUCUGCAUCGAGAUUAAGCCAAAGUGUGGCUUCAUCCCUUUUUCUAGCCAUGUUUCGCAGGAGGUAAAGCACAAGGUGUGUCGUUACUGUAUGCAUCAGCAUCUCAAGGUAGCAAACGGAAAGUGGAAGCGGCCGAGUAAAUACUGCCCAUUGGAUCUCUUCUCAGGAAAUAAACAGAGAAUGCACUUUGCUUUGAAGAGCUUGUUACAGGAGGCACAGAACAACCUGAAAAUAUUUAAG